This is a messenger RNA of Cotesia glomerata, 3837 nucleotides long. RefSeq names its product Golgi apparatus protein 1 (gene Glg1). NCBI's taxonomy places the organism in Eukaryota, Metazoa, Arthropoda, Insecta, Hymenoptera, Braconidae. The transcript is spliced from 6 exons. The coding region runs from base 343 to 3789 and encodes 1148 amino acids. Gene Ontology annotation, cellular component: Golgi membrane. Gene Ontology annotation, molecular function: fibroblast growth factor binding. The record is from RefSeq and is a predicted model, not a curated record.
UUAUAAGAAAACUUAAAUAAUAUAUGUAAGAUUUUAAAAAAGUAAUUUAAUUAAGUUGAGUAAAAACCGUGAGCCGAAAAACUUUUAUGACUUUUAUGUCAACAAUAUAAUUACACAAUAAUAGCGAGUAAAUUUGUCGACGUCGUCAAUUUUUUAAGCAUUUUAUCUGUUUACUUAUUUACUUAUUAAUCGUCUAUCAAUUGUUGCUGUGGAAAAAAAUACAAGUGACGUGUACGGAAAUCAAAGUCCUUUAAUUUGCGGUGUGAUGAAUUUUCACCGUAAGACAAAAAAAAAUUACUGAUUAAGUAUUUAAUAUACAGGAUAUUAAAGCAAAGCAAAGUAAUGGAAUAUCCAACAAUAUCAAGAGUUAGGAUAAGAUUUGUGUAUUUAUUCCUCAUUGGAUUAAUUUUAACUCAUAAUUGUGUGCUUGGUCAUGACGGGACAAUAGAAAAAAGAAAUACAGAAGAUAAUUUGUCGCAAAUGAAAUGGUUUUUUGAUGACAAAAAUUUAACUAGCUCAAAUAGAGUAAGAAGAUCACCUCCGGGUAUCGUGCCACUAGAACCUCAUAAUUUUAUUGAAGAUCCCAAGUGCCGGGAUGACGUUAAACGCUUAUGCGGUGCUAUGGACAAUUCUAAUGAUGAUUUGUUCAUGUUGGAAUGUGUGCAAACAUUUAAGCCAAAUGAAGUAGCAGCUAUUAAUGAAGAUUGUCAGCAUGUUCUUUGGACGCACAUUGUAAAUUUAACGAAAAAUGAAAACAUACAGAGAUUAACUAGAAAAGCAUGUGGCGAAAGCAUUGAUGAACUCCAGUGCCCAGCGGAUAAGGAACCGGGAAGUUAUCUCACAUGCUUGAUAGAAAAACGAGAAAACGUUAAAGACCAGCAGUGUUCUGAGUAUAUACAAAGAUUAGAAUGGAUUGCGUUCAGUGAUUUUCGUGUAAUAACACCGAUGGUUAAUGACUGCCAGCGAGACAUCGUUAAAUUCAAAUGUGGGAGGAUCCAGCCUUAUCGAGAAAUAUCCCAGGGCCAGAUACUGGCGUGUCUGCAGACCCAUAUCGAUGAGCUCAACUCCAAAUGUAAAAAACGGAUACUCAAAGUAUCUGAAAUACAGGCGGACAAUGUUAAAUUAGACCGUCAACUGUACAUGGCGUGUAGACAAGAUCAUGUGAGAUUUUGCUCAAACAUACGUCCAGGCAGUGGACAAGUUUACAAAUGCUUAAUGCAGUACAAGUUUGAUCGAGCUAUGACCAAACAGUGUCAUGAUCAAUUGACCAGACGGGAAAGAUUGAUUUCAUCUGAUUACAAAGUCAGCAAGGGUCUUGCUAAAGCUUGCAAAGAGGAUAUUAAAAAUAAUCACUGUCGUAAAUACGUGUCGGAUGAUAAAGAAAUACGGCUAGCACAAAUAUUACUUUGCUUAGAAUCGGCGUUCAAAAAUGGUAGCAAAAUUGACUCGGAUUGCCAGCGAGAAAUGUUUGAUCAUCGGAAAAUGUUGAUGGAGGAUUACAGUUUGUCCCCGGAGAUAGUCGACGGCUGCGCUAAGGAUAUCUCUGAGCAUUGCAAUGGUCUCAAAGACGGCGGUGUUACCAUUCACUGUUUAAUGAAGCAUAUCAAAACACGUAAGAAGAGCGCCCAGGUAUCACCAGAAUGUCAGCGUGCUGUUGAAUCUCUGAUAAAAGAAACAGAUGCCGGUGAAGAUUGGCGAGUGGAUCCGGUUUUGCGUGAAGCUUGUCAACCGGUUGUUGAUUCCUCUUGUCGCGACGUCACUGGUGGCAACGCUCGGGUUAUUUAUUGUCUUAUGGAUAAACUUGGUACUGACAGAAUGCUCGCUGACUGCGAAUCAGCUCUCAUACAAAUACAAUACUUUGUCGCCAGAGAUUACAAAUUAGAUCCUCAGCUGUACAAAGCGUGCAAACCAGACGCCGUACAGUUAUGUAAUGCCAAGACAGCUUGGACUGAUGACGGAAACCAAAUGGAUCCUGAGAGAGGUCCUCUAAUACUUCCCUGUCUUUACAGAUAUGCUCAUAAUUAUAAUUAUAAUAUUAAUACUAAUAGUGUACAAAAUAAAAAUGAUUUAAGCUUGAGAUUUGAAUGCUUGGAAGAAAUCAGACGUGUUAUGAGACAGCGAGCUAUCAGUGUUGAUUUACAGCCAGAAAUAGAGCAAGGUUGCUUUAAUGAACUGGCGACUUAUUGUAACGACAAAACAGGACGUGGUGAAGAAGUUUUGUGUCUUCAAGACAACUUCGAGCGGUUGAGUGAUAAAUGUAAAUCAGUAAUUGGGAAUUUAACGCAAGAUCAAGCAGAACGAGUCGAAUUAAAUCCCGUUAUAAUGUCAUCGUGUCAACGAGUUAUGGAAAAGUAUUGCGAAGAUGUAUUCAAGUAUGGAAAGGACGAGGGUGAUAUGAUGGAAUGCUUGGUUGAUCAUAAAAAUGAUUUAGAUCAUUUUGAGUACAAAUGCAAGGCAGCUAUUGAACAUUUUCAAUUGAUAUCUCUCCAAAAUUAUCACUUUACUUAUAAAUUUAUGAAAGCAUGUAAACCACAUGUUGAUCGUUGGUGCCAAAAAGCAACUACUAAAUCAAAAGUUAUUGAGUGUUUGAGCACUAUUGUGCAUGAAGAUAUUGUAAAGGAGAGUCAGCAUAGAAUUUUGAAGGAUUGUAGACAACAGCUGAGAGCACAGCUAUAUCAACAGAGAGAAAAUAUACGUCUGGAUGUUACUCUACAGAAAGCAUGUGCUGUUGAUAUUCUACAGUUGUGUAAUCAAGUUGAGCCUGGCAAUGCUCAGGUUUUGGAAUGCUUGGCGUCGAAAAAAAAUAAAUUAUCUGAAUUGUGUCACAAGCAACUUUUUAAAGUGAGACAACAAGAUUUUCAGGACAGCUCGAGUGACUUUUUGCUGCUCAACACAUGUCGAUCAAUGAUGAAACAAUACUGUCUCGAGGAUAAUGAUAAAUCUAAAGCACUUGAGUGUCUUAAGAGGUGGAAAGACGAACCGGCUUUUGAUGAAAAAUGCAAGAAUGUCAUACUGAAACGUAUGAUCGAGCAGAAUACUGAUUAUAGAUUUAAUGUUGCUUUGCAGUCCUCUUGUUCACGUGACAUUGUCAGUCAUUGUCAGGAAGUGUUGAACAAUCAACCCACAGAUAAAGAACUUGAAGGAAAAGUUAUCAAUUGCUUGAGAAUUAAAUUUAGAGAAGGAAAACUUAAUAAUAAGUGUAUGAAACAGAUGACUGUGAUUCUGAGACAAGCUGCGAUUAACUAUCAUCUUAAUCCUUUGCUCGCUACUCUCUGUGCUCAAGAGAUUGAAACAAUUUGUCAUGCUGACGAUGAUGAUCCAGGAAAAGUUGAAGAGUGCUUAAAGCUCGAAUUUAAUAACAAUAAUCCAGAAAUGAGGGAAGAAUGCCGCGUAGAAGUUGCGAAUCUUAUUGAAGAAGCUAAAGCAGAUAUUCAUAUUGAUCCUCUAUUGCAAAAAGCCUGUAGUAUUGAUAUAGUUAAAUACUGCAGUGAUAUUCCUCAAGGAAAUGGCAGACAUAUCGGAUGUUUACAAACAGUAAUGACUGAUACCAAAAAAUCCCUACAGCCUGAUUGCUAUAAGAUGUUAUCAACUAGAAUAGAAAUGUUUAAGAAUGCCGCCAAAUUACAUCUGCCAAAUUCGAUUCAGGAACUUUACUUAACGGUCAAUCAAUCGCCGUCUAGAAAAUAUUUUAUAAUUAUAUCUUUAACAAUGAUCGGAUUUAUUUUUAUUGUUGGUUUAUUCUGCGGUCGCGUUACACAUCGAACGAUGAGGAUGAUGAAAAAUAAGUGAAAUUUAUCACUUGCUCAUUGUGAUUUAUUAAAAUUUUUUAAAAUCAUU